Molecule: messenger RNA, 253 nt
Organism: Homo sapiens (human)
Lineage: Eukaryota; Metazoa; Chordata; Mammalia; Primates; Hominidae
Gene: KRTAP21-3
Product: keratin associated protein 21-3
Exons: 1
Coding region: 19-195 (58 amino acids)
Source: RefSeq, marked validated
UUCUCAUCUCCUGACACUAUGUAUUUCAAUUACAAAAGUGUGUGUGGGAGCUGUGGAUUUGGCUCUUGCUAUGGUUGUGGGUAUGGCUGUAUACACAGCACCCACUGUGGCUGUAACGGUUAUUAUGGUUGUUAUGAAAAUAAAUAUUCUGUUAUAGAUGAUCUGAUAUUUUUUGCUUCUAAGAAAUGCCAUUGAGCAUUGUUUCUUAUUUAGUUUCUCAAAGAUCUGUUCUGCUUUAAUCACCUUCAAUCCU